UGUGAAGACUGACGAAGUCACGGAUUAAAUCGAGUUUAAUGAAGACCAUCGUAAGUGAAGGACAAAGACAUAAGUUAACACGUUAAAAGAAUAAGCACAUGUUUGUCUACGUCAGGACUCUUCUUCAGGUCAGGCUAUAUGAUUUCCAAUUUUCCAUACGCUGCCUGCUCAUUAUAUAAACCUCACGUUUUAAUCUGUAACUGGACACAUUACACACCUAAAAUAACUAAUAAAGACACCAACACAGAGACACAAGAAAAUGAAUAUAAAUUUGUGGUUGGUUGCUUUGUUUCUGGUUCUCUCUUUGGUAAUUUCAUCUUAUGCAGCUUCAACUCAACCAUACCAAUUCCGGAAACUUUUGCGAUCUGUAGCAUCACCUAGUAAAUCAAGAUCCGGCGGCGGUGGAUCUUAG
This is a messenger RNA of Raphanus sativus (radish), 412 nucleotides long. RefSeq lists its product as uncharacterized. The transcript has 2 exons. NCBI's taxonomy places the organism in Eukaryota, Viridiplantae, Streptophyta, Magnoliopsida, Brassicales, Brassicaceae. The coding region runs from base 260 to 412 and encodes 50 amino acids. The record is from RefSeq and is a predicted model, not a curated record.